Molecule: messenger RNA, 213 nt
Organism: Pyricularia pennisetigena
Lineage: Eukaryota; Fungi; Ascomycota; Sordariomycetes; Magnaporthales; Pyriculariaceae
Exons: 1
Coding region: 1-213 (70 amino acids)
Source: RefSeq, a predicted model, not a curated record
AUGAGGUGCGAACUGCCGCGGCGCCCAAAAUCGUCCAUGGUCCUGAAACCUUUGAUCCUGCGUACCGGCAAACCUCACUUGCACUUCGGAGAAAGGUUUAGCUGUGAGAAACUCGUAUGGUUCUUGUUGAGCUGCGUCCUGAACGUCGCGCUUAGACAAAGAUUGAAGCCCGCUCAGUGCACUUGUCCCGGAAUUAAAAAUGAGCAUGACUGA